AUGUCAGAAUAUAGGACACGAAUUGUCGGGGCACCCAACACCUUGGAUCACCGAGUUUUCAUUGAGAGAGAUGGACAAGUGAUUUCUGCGUUUCAUGACAUUCCUCUUUUCGCAAAUGAUUCCAAGACGAUUUUGAACUUUGUGGUUGAAAUCCCUCGAUGGACGAAUGCGAAAAUGGAGAUUUCCAAAGAGGAAGCAUUUAAUCCCAUCAAACAGGAUGUCAAAAAAGGUAAACUUCGCUUUGUUCGUAACUGCUUCCCGCAUCAUGGAUACAUUUGGAAUUAUGGUGCUUUUCCGCAGACUUGGGAGGAUCCUACUGUAAUGCACCCAGAAACAAGAGCCAAAGGUGAUAAUGAUCCGGUCGAUGUUUGUGAAAUUGGGGAACAAGUUGGUUUCACUGGCCAAAUUAAACAGGUUAAAGUAUUGGGAAUUAUGGCUCUCUUAGAUGAAGAUAUCGAGGAUGUCGAAAGACAUUUGCCUGGGCUUAUUCGUGCAACAAAUGAAUGGUUCCGUAUUUAUAAAAUUCCCGAUGGUAAACCUGAAAAUCAAUUUGCUUUCGGCGGCGAGGCUAAAAAUAAGAGAUACGCUACUGAAAUAAUUCAUGAAACUCACGAAGCAUGGCGUCGGCUUAUUAUCGGAAAUAUUCCGGCGAAAACAGAUAAAUACGAACUUAGCGUUGCAAAUCUCACAGUUGACACUAGCCCUGGUAGGAUUACCGCUGAUGAUUCGUUGUAUAAAUCUAUUCCUAUUGAUUCAAGGCAAUCACCAGCACCUAUCGAUCCAUCAAUUGACAAGUGGUUUUUUAUUUCUGGAACAUCCAAUUUGUAA
Molecule: messenger RNA, 828 nt
Organism: Ambispora gerdemannii
Lineage: Eukaryota; Fungi; Glomeromycota; Glomeromycetes; Archaeosporales; Ambisporaceae
Source: the annotation of a GenBank genome assembly